Molecule: messenger RNA, 1844 nt
Organism: Papaver somniferum (opium poppy)
Lineage: Eukaryota; Viridiplantae; Streptophyta; Magnoliopsida; Ranunculales; Papaveraceae
Product: beta-glucosidase 4-like
Exons: 12
Coding region: 117-1712 (531 amino acids)
Biological process (GO): carbohydrate metabolic process
Molecular function (GO): beta-glucosidase activity
Source: RefSeq, a predicted model, not a curated record
AAUCCAAAUUUAAUACUGUCACCAAAUACAAAUAUGUAAUUACUCCUCUCGAUUUCUCCAUAUUUCACUCACUUUACUCAUCAAAUCUUCUUCCAUCACAAAUUAACAACUCAAUCAUGGGAAAAGAAAUCUCUGAAGGAGUUUCACGUAAAGAUUUCCCUUUUGACUUUCUAUUUGGUGUUGCUACUUCUGCUUAUCAGGUUGAAGGAGCUAGUAAUGAAGGUGGCAGGGGUGAUAGUAUAUGGGAUGUUUUUACACACAGAGAAGGAAAAAUUAAAGAUGGAAGCAAUGGGGAUAUUGCAGUUGAUCAAUAUCAUCUCUACAAGGAAGAUGUCCAACUUAUGUCCAAGUUAGGAUUUGGUGCUUACCGCUUUUCUGUAUCAUGGUCUCGUAUUUUCCCUGAUGGUUUGGGAACAAAAGUCAACGAGAAAGGAAUUGCCUACUACAACAAUCUCAUUAAUGCCCUGCUUGAUAAAGGUAUGCAGCCAUAUGUAACGUUAUACCAUUGGGAUCUUCCUAACCAUCUUCAUGAGUCAGUUGGAGGAUGGUUAUCCGAUAAAAUUGUAAAAUAUUUCGCAAUAUAUGCUGAGACUUGCUUUGAGAAUUUUGGGGAUAGAGUAAAACAUUGGUUCACAUUAAACGAACCUAAUCAAUUUGCGGUGAAAGGAUAUGAUGUCGGGGUAUUAGCUACUGGAAGAAGUGAAAAUCCUUCUACUGAACCAUAUUUAGUUGGACACCAUCAGCUUCUGGCUCAUGCAACAGCUGUUUCCAUAUAUAAGAAAAAGUUCCAGGCUCAGCAAGGCGGAGAAAUAGGCAUAGCAGUUGAUUGUGAAUGGGCAGUGGCUUUCUCGGAUAAGAUGGAGGAUAAACUUGCUGCUGCAAGGCGUCUGGAUUUUCAUUUUGGAUGGUAUUUGGACCCAAUAUAUUUUGGAGACUAUCCUAAAACCAUGCAUGAGAAACUUGGAGAUCGGCUUCCAAAAUUCUCAAAUGAAGAUAGAGAGUUGUUAAGGAACUCGAUAGACUUUCUAGGUAUAAACCAGUAUACAACAAGGUUAAUUGCAAAUGCAACAACAAGCUCUGCAGACAAUGGACAUGUUUACCAAGAUCAGCAAAUCGAAAGAAUUGCUAAAUAUCCAGGAGGUGAGGCUAUUGGUGAGAAGGCUGCAUCAGAAUGGGUUUACAUAGUACCUUGGGGGAUGCGUAGUGUACUUAAUUAUGUUGCAAAGAAAUAUCACAACCCCAAGAUAUACAUUACUGAGACUGGAAUGGAUGAUGAAGAAGAUCCAAAAGCUCUUCUCAAUGAGAUGCUAAAUGAUAAAAGGAGAGUUGGGUACUACAAGGGGUACCUUGCUGCAGUAGCCCAAGCAAUCAAGGAUGGAGUGGAUGUAAGGGGGUUCUUCGCAUGGUCUUUUGUGGACAACUUUGAAUGGGAUCAAGGCUACACCAAGCGUUUUGGAAUUGUUUAUGUCGAUUACAAACAUGGACUCCGCCGGCACCCCAAAUCUUCUGCGCUCUGGUUUUCUCGUUUUCUUAAAGGCGGUGCAGGAGAAAGAACGAACACUGACUUCAGAGCUAACCCACUACUGAGAAGAUUUAUAUGUUGGGUUUUAGAAGUUUUACAAUAUUUUAGACUCGAUAAAUUCGUUAAGGAUUUGGGUCUUAGUACGUGGAAAAAUAACUCCUGCCAAGAAGAAGUUCUAAGUUUGGUCUAAGUUAUACGUUAGUGACUUUUCUUUAAGGUCUUUGCCUUUGUCGUAGCUGUUUGCUAGGCUCUUGUGCCUUUUGUCGUUAGGUGCUUCCCUUCUUGUACCUUAUUUUUCUUUUUCAAUAAAAAUCUGACCAAU